UACUCUGGGUUUCGCAUGCCCUGUAAAGCUACAGUGAAAUUCACAGAACAGCAAAGGCAAAGGGUAAAAAAUGGCACCAAAAAUUCGUGCUCUCCUUCGUUCUUCUCUCCUCCGGCCUCUCCUCCUCAAUCAAACCCAAACCCUAAAACCCCAUACUCCUUCUCUCCAAAACGCUAAUCCCUUCUCCAGCCGCACUCUAACCCUCUCACCCCCAAAACCUUCUCUUUUCUCCAUCCCUUUCCUUUUCUCUUCAAGGGCCUUCUGUUCAUCCCCUAGUUCGUCCGAUAUAGUGCUGAUUGGGUCCGAACAAGGGCUUAAUGCUGCUCUCAGCAAGGUUCAGGAUGAGAAGUUGCCGGCGAUUUUCUACUUCACAGCAGCAUGGUGUGGACCUUGCAAGAUGUUAUCCCCUGUCAUUCAAGAGAGGAGCAAGAAAUUUCCACAUGUCACCACUUAUAAAAUUGACAUUGAUCAGGAGGGCCUUGGAAGCAUAUUGAGCAAGCUGCAAAUUUAUUCUGUGCCUACGCUUCACUUCUAUCAAGAUGGGAAAAAGGCUUCUGAAAUGAUAGGUGCUGAUGUUGCACGUCUUGACCGCACUAUGGAAAACCUUUACAAGAAGGAGUAAGCAGAUCAUAAUUUUGAAGAGUAGUUCCGACUGUACUAGUAAUGAAUUGUGUGCUUGUACUCGGACGGACUCAACAGCUCUUAGACAGGCAAGCUGGGUUAGUGGUGGUUACUUGUUAUCCUAUUUUCUUUACAAUCUGAUGAAAAUUGUUGUUUUAGCCUUUUGUAGAACCCAUUUUCUGAGAUAUACGCGGGAUAACUCCUUAAAUGUUCUUUUGGGAAUAAUUGUAGAACUAUACCAGAGAAUUAUCUUGAUGGAGGUACAUGAAAAUAUAUGGUUUUUGUUGUCUCGGGAAGCUAAGCCAUCUUGCUUUGUAAGGAUAAAUUUUGAACUUAAGUGCAUUGAUGGAAGCAUCAUCGCUA
Asparagus officinalis (garden asparagus) is the source of this 984-nucleotide messenger RNA. RefSeq names its product thioredoxin O2, mitochondrial-like. The record is from RefSeq and is a predicted model, not a curated record. NCBI's taxonomy places the organism in Eukaryota, Viridiplantae, Streptophyta, Magnoliopsida, Asparagales, Asparagaceae. The coding region runs from base 71 to 622 and encodes 183 amino acids. The transcript has 7 exons.